Arvicanthis niloticus (Nile rat) is the source of this 1635-nucleotide messenger RNA. RefSeq names its product ring finger protein 135 (gene Rnf135). Gene Ontology annotation, biological process: regulation of innate immune response. Lineage: Eukaryota; Metazoa; Chordata; Mammalia; Rodentia; Muridae. Gene Ontology annotation, molecular function: protein binding; ubiquitin-protein transferase activity; ribonucleoprotein complex binding. Gene Ontology annotation, cellular component: cytoplasm. The record is from RefSeq and is a predicted model, not a curated record.
AGCGUUGCGGGGGAAGUUGGUGGCCGGAGGCGGAACCUAAAUGUGCUUCCUGGCUGUCACCUAAUUAUGGCGGCCGCUUGUUCUGGCACUGCAGUCCCCGUGUGGCUGAGCGAGGACGACCUGAGCUGCAUUAUCUGCCAAGGGCUGCUGGACUGGCCCACCACCCUGCCCUGCGGCCACAGUUUCUGUUUCCAGUGCCUCAAAGACCUGUGGGUCACGAAGCGCGCGGGCGUGGAUGGCUGCCCUUGGGCUUGCCCCAUAUGCAGGAAGGGCCCCUCGGCGAAGCCCAUGCUGCAUAAGAACCCGCUGCUGCAAGACCUGGUGGACAAGUACCGCCAAGCGGCGCUGGAGCUCGAGGCUGGCCCCGAACCCGAACCUGAACCCGCCCCCGCUCCCCGUUCUCUAUGUCGACCCACCCCACCCCAGGAGACAGUACGGAAAAGCAACACAAAAGUUAUCCAGGAGCUGACUGAACUGGUGGGACAGCUUGUAGACAUCACCAAGAGCCUUCAAACGCAAAGACCUGGCUUGGAAUCUGGACUGGACAAUGCACUAGGCAUCCUGUACACGGAUUCUUCCUCUGAGGAGGAAUAUUCCUUGGAUUCUCCAAGGCUGGUGACUUUCAGUGCAUCUCAGAAGAAAAUCCGGGCGAUUCUCCAUAACCUAGAAGAAAUCCGGGAAAACCUGCAUGGGAUGCAUGGGGGUGUCCCACGGCAAGAAACCCGGCAAGAAACCUCUGGAGCACAAGUCCAGGAAAUGUCAUCUCCCUUAUGCCUGCUGCCUGACCAGAGGUGUCCUGUACCCAGGAAGGCUUCUCACUUUUCUCUAUGGGCCAUCAGUCCAACCUUUGACCUGGAGACUAUCUCCUGUAUCUUGGAGGUUUCCAACAAUUGCCGGACAGUGACUGUGUCUCGUGGUCUACACUACUAUCCUCCAAGUCCGGGGAGAUUUUCAAUUAGCCAGGUCUUGUGUUCUCAGUCCUUCUCUUCUGGGCAGAAGUACUGGGAAGUGGACACCAGGCACUGCAGCCACUGGGCUGUUGGGGUGGCUUCUUGGGGCAUGAAGCGGGACCAGAUGCUGGGACGCACUAUGGACUCUUGGUGUAUAGAGUGGAAAGGACCUGGCCAGUUCUCUGCUUGGGCCAUGAUGAAGAAAACAGACUUGCACUUGGGCCUCCCUGAGGUUGUGGGCGUGUGGCUGGACCUCGAGCUGGGGAAGCUUGCCUUCUACUCAGUGGCUGAUCAGGAGAGGCUCCUGUAUGAGUGUGAGGUCUCCAGCUCCUCUCCUCUGCAUCCUGCCUUCUGGCUGUAUGGCUUAAAACCUGGAAACUACCUGGAAAUAAAGCAACUUAACACAUGACGCUUCCCCCGUGGUUAGGGCAAUAGCUUCUUAGCCUCUUUGUUUACGGGCAACUGGAAAAUUCCACUUAGGGAGACUGGAUAUGGUAGUACAUACCUAUAACUCCAGUACUUGGAAAGUGGAGGCAGGAGGAUCACUGCAAGUUUGAGGCCAGCAUGGUCAAUAAAGAGAGUUCAAGGCCAGCUUGGGUUAAUAUGACUGCCCAAUUUUAAAGUUAUUCUUUUUUGGGUGGAACAGAAUUAACUAAACAGGUUUGAGUUCUUUAAACCUUGGUCA